Molecule: messenger RNA, 2911 nt
Organism: Tachyglossus aculeatus (Australian echidna)
Lineage: Eukaryota; Metazoa; Chordata; Mammalia; Monotremata; Tachyglossidae
Gene: LITAF
Product: lipopolysaccharide induced TNF factor
Exons: 4
Coding region: 107-571 (154 amino acids)
Biological process (GO): regulation of cytokine production
Molecular function (GO): zinc ion binding
Source: RefSeq, a predicted model, not a curated record
GGAGAGUCGGUCCCGGCGUGCGGUCGGUCCCGGUGGCCUCGCCCGAUCCCGCUAGUCCGGUCCGGUCCGGCCCCGUCCGGCCUCCUGCUCAACCCCGACCGCUAAGAUGUCGGCUCCUGCCGCUCCUGGUUCUUCGUCUGCUCCGUCAGCUCCUCCGUCUUAUGAAGAGACAUUGGCAUUCAACAGUUGUUACCCACCCCCUGUUCCUGGAACGGUCCCUGGAGUGUGGUCAGGGGCAGAUGCAAAGGGAGCAAACCCUCCCGCAUACUAUCCCCAGCCGAUGCCAGCACCUAAUCCAAAUGCGAUCACUGUUCAGACCGUCUAUGUGCAGCAGCCAGUCUCAUAUUUUGAUCGUCCUGUCCAGAUGUGCUGCCCUUCUUGUAACAAGAUGAUAGUGACACACCUCUCCUACAAUGCAGGGGCCCUAACAUGGCUGUCUUGUGGUAGCCUCUGCCUGUUGGGGUGUGCAGCUGGCUGCUGUUUUAUUCCAUUUUGUGUGGAUGCCCUUCAGGACGUGGAUCACUACUGUCCCAAUUGCAAAGCUCUCCUUGGUACCUAUAAGCGUUUGUAGGACCAGGAUGAAAAUGUGGUAAAGAUCUGUGUAAAAGAGGGGGCUUUGCCACCCUUUCAACUCCAAUUUGAACCUCACCAAGUCCACCACAUGGCAGCGUUUUGCUUUUGCAGUUGAAAUUUUCUAGGGUACUUUAUUGAAUCCUUUAAAGGGGUGAGGGGAAGGGGUCAAAAGUAUAAACCUUCGAAUCCCAGCAAGUGCUGCUUGAAGGAUCUCAAAGGAGUUGCAGAGACUUUUCCCUCUAAAAUGCUGGUUCCAUGGUAUACUGCCCAGGAGUCACCCUAAAUUGUCCUCCCAUAUGGCUGCUUAUCAGUUUAUGCAUAAAUGAAUGGGUGAUUUGUGGUUGGCAGGCUCCUUUGCCUCCUCAAUUAGCACCCUUGUUUGCAGCCUUAACAGAGAAGUCAAGGGCUGCCUUGUUUCUGAGAUCGAACCAGACUGAAUCAACUGUUGUGUUCGGGAUGAGCCUUUCAUAGUGGAUCUGCUAAAGAUGAAUCUUGCUCUGUGGAUCUUAGUGAGCUUUGGUCUCUGAUGCUGUCAAUCUGGCACUUUUUAUGAGCACAAACAUUCACUUUAUCUUUAAAAUUGGUGUGGGUUUUUUUAUGUGUGUAUGUAUUUUUUUUUUUUUAAAGGGAGGGAAGGCAAAGACCAAAUGACCUUUUACAUAGGGCACUUUGCCACCUGGCCACCUGACUCACGUGCAUUCAGGAAAGCAUGUCAGAAGUGGGAUUUAAUCUUGAUUCCUCUUUUCUAGGUGUGGGUGAAUGGGCAGACCUGUAACAUCAUGGACAUAAACGUGUUUAUGUACAGGAGUUUAUUUUCAUAUUACACAGCUUAGAAAUACUUUUUAAAAAAAAAUUGCUGUUACAUCAUUUCAUAAAACAGGUCUUUCUCAAAAAGACUGGCAGGCCCAAUCACAAUAGCCACACGAAAGGAGUGUUAUUACACAACCUAGCGCUGAGACCUUUCUUCUGUGAAUAUAGAAACAAGUGAAAAACUUACCCACUGCCUUUAAUUUGAUCCAGUAUGGACCUCUCAGUCACCUGAUGAUUUCUUUUUUUAAAAAACAAAAACACAAAGCAGAAUCCUGUUAGAAGUACUCAAGGUAUUUUUUUGGUGUAGGCUUGGGAAAGCAUAUUUUUAUUUUGUAAAUAUAUUUCUUAGAAUGCAUUUUUUGCAGGUGGCAGUCUGCAUUAUAACUAGAGAGCCCAACCACCUGGUUGGGUUUUAUUUUUACCGAUCCAAUUUAUGACAUCAGAUUGGAAGACACAGUUUACAGUGCCUAAGUGCCAAGACAGAGUUCCUGCGUCAGAGCCAUGUUCUGUUUGAAAUAAGGCUCAGACGUGGUGUCCAGUUGUACAGUCCCUCAUUCUUUUGAAAUUCACCAAAGCAAAGAAAGCGUCUGGAUAAUUUUCAUCUAGGAGAGCCAAACAUGGAAGUGAAAUUCAAAUCUGGACAUUGAUUCAGAAGUUAUAUUUGUUUUCAGCAGUAUCAUGUAUCUUUACCAUGGCGUAGUGUAAUUACGUGGUUUCCAAAGUGAUUUUCAAAAAUGACUGUUGACUUUUGAAACCUAUUCUUCUACACAUUUGAAAAAGUACCUUCACUUGCUGUUUUCCUCACUUUAAAGGCUCUUUUUGUUCAUGCCAUGAACAGUUUUAAAAGCUUUCUCAUGCUUUUCAGAAAGGUUUUGUAUGUUUAGUUGCUGCUUUAGCAGAAUAAUUUGUAUUGUAGUAGAAAAUAUUUAGGGAUGAAGAGUUCAGACUUGCCAAAUCUCUUAAAACGUAUUCUUCAAGAUUCCUGGUGGGAAAAGUUAACUGACUGUAACAUUCAGCUCCAGGAUUGUCAAGUCGUGGUCCCAGUUUAAGCUCAUGGAAAACCACAAAACCAUAUGGAAGAAGAAAGUCUCCGUGGUUCUUCAAAUACAAGGCUCUUCUUUAUCAGACUAAGACAGUUCUGUGUGGCCCAGACAACAGCCACUGAAUGUGGCCCACACUCGCUAUGUUUCCAGCUGUUUUUCACUGCUGAAGAAUACGAGUUCAUUUUAAUGGUGCAAGAAAAUCACGAGUCAUCUCUUUAUUUCUUGUGUCGUCAUGGAAGCUUUUACAAUUGAUCAUUCCUCCACCCCGCAGUUUAUUAAUACUAGGUCGGUUUAAACGUUUUGUUUUGCAGCACCCCUCUCCAUAUGCAACUGUGUUUUAGGAAUUUUCCAUAAGAGGUGCUGUAAAAUGGUCUCAGGCUCUUGGUUAAUUUAAUGUAUACAUGGUCUGCAGUGCAAAUUCCCCUCUAGAUAUGGGAAAAUGUAUAAUGUAAUAAUUUAAAAAUAAAAUGGUUUUCUUGAUCGGG